Sodiomyces alkalinus F11 is the source of this 478-nucleotide messenger RNA. RefSeq lists its product as hypothetical. Lineage: Eukaryota; Fungi; Ascomycota; Sordariomycetes; Glomerellales; Plectosphaerellaceae. The transcript has a single exon. Bases 100 to 351 code for a protein of 83 amino acids. The record is from RefSeq and is a predicted model, not a curated record.
UGUGUAUAUUGAGGGUUUUGGCAAAUUUUUUUAUUUUAUUUUUUGCUUCUCUUCCUUCUUUUACCUUCUUUUCUUCUUCUUUUUUUUCCCAAGGAGAGGAUGAUGCUCACAACUCUGCGCCGAGGAGGUCCAUGGCAUGGCGUGCUAGAUGCUGUGAAAACGGUCUGGGCCAGUUUAGUAUUUAGAGGCUGCUUUGGGGGGGUGUCCAGUGUACAGGCUCAAACAAGAGAAAAACGGAAUGCCCGUUUCUUUUUCCUGCUUCAAGUCCAAGAUGAAUGGAAUGGUAAACUUGUUGUAGCGGCUCUUUCUAACAUUUCAAUGCCAAGGCGCGAUCGGCCUGUGGCUGCGUGAUGACAGCGGGAUCCCCAGGCUUGGCACGGUUUUAUAAAUCUUGGCAAUAUCAAAAUGUCUUCAACAUCAUCAUCGGGUUGAUGUAUCUAGUUAUUUUCCAUGUUUUCCUCUGAUUUAUUGUCUUCAC